AUGGAGCCCAGGAUGCAGGUUUCUGUAUUGAGUUCCUCUGAGGAUGAGAGCCCCUUUCUAGUAACAAAGAAGAGGUCCUGGAAGAAGUCCACCAAGCAUAGCACCCCUGAGGAGACAGCCUUGGGCUGGAGGAGUCCAAGGCCCCCAAGAGGGACUUCCCACCUCCUAGGGUCCCCAGUGCCUUCUCAGUCCUCCAAGGACCUUAUGUCCCAACUGGCAGGGGUCAGCCCUAUAGCCACCUUCAGAAAGAGAAAGCUGUCGACCAUCAGGGCAUCUGAGGGCACCAGUGGGCAGUUAGGGUCCUAUUUGGACGACCCGGCUCCUGGGAAAGACCCACCUGUGUCAGCCUCAUUAGCCAAACAGGAGCAGAAAAGAGAGGCCAGGGAAGCAAAGAGGUGGCCAGGAACUUCGGGAUUGCCUGGGAUUCCAGAUAUAACCAGGAAGAAAAGACGAGACCAGAAAGGACAGGAGGCUGUGAUGCAGCGGGUGAGGCAAUGGGAAAGCUGCCUACUUCAGGAAAUUGAAGAGGCGGUCCACCAUGAACUCUUCAUCCAAGCAGAGUGA
Messenger RNA from Marmota flaviventris (yellow-bellied marmot), 564 nucleotides. RefSeq names its product coiled-coil domain containing 201 (gene Sysrn). Lineage: Eukaryota; Metazoa; Chordata; Mammalia; Rodentia; Sciuridae. The record is from RefSeq and is a predicted model, not a curated record.